AUGUUACUUACAAUAUUUUUGUUAUUAACUAUUUUAACUAUUGUUUUUUGUAAACCUGCUAAUAAUCGAGAAUCGAAAAGAUUUGGACGCUCUGAGAAACGUCGAAAAACAUCAGCUGAAUUGAGCAGUCCAAUUAACAAUAUGUGAGUAUUAAGACUACAGAUCAAAUAAAAAUAAAUAUUUUCUAAAAUUAAGAACGUCGGGAUCGAGAACUCCUGAAUUAAGAACUUCAUCAUCGCCAAUUCAGGAAAAUAUGAAUAAUAAAUCGACAAGAACACUUCGAAAAUUGGAUAAAACACAGAAAACUGAAAGAAAUAGUUUGAUGAUGGUGGAAGAAACAACUCAAAAAUUAAGUGGAUCUGGAGAACCGGUAAGAUUAAUUAUCUAUUUUUCAAUUUUCUGUUUUUUUUCAGCAUUCAGAAGAAGUGGAUGAAACAAUGUUAGAUGCACCAUCUCUUAGAUUAAGAAAGAGUGGAGUCAGUUUGGAAACUGAUUUGGACACGUGUAAAUCGACUAGUAAGAAAAAAACGAAAGCAAAUUAA
Caenorhabditis angaria is the source of this 542-nucleotide messenger RNA. NCBI's taxonomy places the organism in Eukaryota, Metazoa, Nematoda, Chromadorea, Rhabditida, Rhabditidae. The record is from the annotation of a GenBank genome assembly.